UUUGUGAUAAAAUCAAUGAAAAAAUCCGCCGACAACUUUGAGGUUAGGUCGACCUCAUCGCCAUCUGUUGGUGAUCGAAGAAUUGGCAUGGUACGAGAUCCAUACAAGUUUGCACAAUGACUGGAAAGUGGAAGCCUAAGCCGAAGAAAGUGGUGGAGACUUCCCUGGGCAAAGCCCCCAAAGACGCAGAAAAGGGGCCGGAUUUGUCCCACUUACGCAAGCCCAUCGCCACCAGCGUCUACGGGUUAAAGCAACUAGUGGCUUUAUUCCAAACAGCCACACCUGAGGUACAAGAGUACAUUACUUUUGAGUGCGACGUCCUCUACGAGUGUCGCUUCUGCAAGACCAUUUUCCGCAGCCUCGCCAAUUUCAUUCUCCACAAAAGGAACUACUGUCGAAACAAGUGGCAUGGGGGUGACCACAACGAAGGAGGUUUUGUCAUCAACGACGACUUCAAGACGUCAGACGAAGAAUCGCGCUCCACCACGCCCGUGGAGAAAAUUGACAAUGACAAAACCGAUAGCAAUGAUGGGGGUAAAAACAACAAGAAGGCCAUUCUACCCAUUAUUGACAAGUUGCUCAAGAAACAGAAAGUCAAGCUUCUGGCGAAAGAUACCCUCAAUGAAGAUUUGACAGCGAAAGCGGAGAAUUCCGACGAUGACGUCAUUUUUGUGUCAGAGGAGAAUAAUCUAGUUUUGCAGAAAAUUGAAAGCUCGAGGGCUGCGGUUUUUCAGACUUCAGUCAAGGACUGCGAGAAGUUGGAGGGCAGUAAGGAGGGGUUGAUGAAAGGGGAGAUAAUGGAAAUCCACGGCAUUCUCGACAACAACCAAGCCGCUCUAGGUUCCAACGGCAAAGUCUGCACCUUCGAAACAAACAAACUCUCAGACCCCAACAUUCCUAAACCUGACCUCGUCUGCACCGAGUGCAACUUUACAUUCUCAACCGAAAAAACCUUAACCCACCAUAUCAAAUACAAACAUAACAAAACGUGUACAGUCUAUCCUUGCCCCGACUGUAAGGAGACGUUCUCGAACGCCUGGAGCGUCUACCGACACCUGUACAAAGUCCACCGACGCACAACAAGCCAAGUCCGGCGCAUGCGCUACUUAGUACACACCAGUAGAAUCCGCAAGGACCAAGAACCCGAGAAAAAGAAGCGAAAGCUAAACGUAGAAGACGAAAACGAGGAGAACCAGUGGAUGAACAACUUCGAAGGCGACAAAGACUUCCAGAUGUGUGGCGGAUGUGGUAAACGAUUCGAGCGCAAAGCAGCCUUGCAUUCGCACUCCCAGAUGUGUGUGAAACGAAUCGCUGUAUGCAACAGCAUCAAGAACGUGAAAAGUGCGAAAGAGAAGAAAGAGAAGGUUGAAGAGAGCGAAGUUAAGUUGAAAGGGGCGGCGCGGAGGAAACAGAGCGUGCCGGUGAUAAUGCCAACUGCGCCGAAAGAAGACAAACCAGACAAGGACGAAACUGCGAAAGAAGAACGAGAAGAACCGAAGAAAGACGAAGUGAAAGAAGUGGCCAUCACGCAAUCGUUAGACGCAGACGUGACUAUAACCAGACACAGCGAGAACGAUACGGGGUCGAUCCUCAACGAGCUGCCUCAGCUUCCGGAGAUCGAAAUUUUUACGAUUUCGGACGAUUCGAACGACUUUGACCUUGAUAAACACAAACGGAAGAUGUUGCAGUACGACCGAAACGUCGAAGUGUGGGACGAGUUUAAAGAGUACGUCAACGACGAGGAGGAUUUGAGUUUCUUAGCACAGAUUAUGACGUAUGUGGACAGGACCGACCUAAAAUGUAGCCCGUGUGGGAUCACUUUCAUGUCUUUGUACAUGCUUUUGCGUCACAUGUCUUUACAUUUCUCGUGGUUCCGGUUCCAGUGCAGUAAAUGCAGUUUUAUGUCGUUCCAUAAGUACGACUGCACCACGCAUGCGUACAGCCGCCACAGUACUCCCAGUAAUUUAAUAGAGAGUACAGUGUUGCCAAUACCGAAGUGGAAAGUCCUGUGCACGUCGCACGAUUUUAAACACUUCAGCGAAAAUGAGGAUGUUGAGGAUGUGACGAUUUCGAAAAUGCCGCUGUUGGAGCCCGUGAAGGAGAAGGUGGAGACCAACGGGGUCGAAACGUCGGAGACGAUAGUGUUGGAGGACGACGAAAUGCCCGACAUCACAGAAAAUGGUUCGUGUUCGGAUACUGUUCUCCUAUCGGAUGACGAAAGGAAAGAAACGAACGAAAAGAAAAAGGAGGCGAAAGCCGGGCCUUCAUUGGUUAAUAGUAGACCGAUUAGGAAUAGAACCAGAAGUGUAAAAACUGUACAGAACGAUUUUAUUUAUGAUUUAGCGAACGUGCUCAAGUUUGAUAGUUCGACGAAAAACAAAAAAGCGAAGAAAAACUUGAGUAAAUAAUUUUACGUAUUUUGUAUUUAUGUUUAUGAGUAAAUUAGUAUGUGUUAAUAAAUUAUUACCUAAGA
Zophobas morio is the source of this 2473-nucleotide messenger RNA. RefSeq names its product zinc finger protein 800. Lineage: Eukaryota; Metazoa; Arthropoda; Insecta; Coleoptera; Tenebrionidae. Bases 117 to 2408 code for a protein of 763 amino acids. The record is from RefSeq and is a predicted model, not a curated record. The transcript has 5 exons.